AUGUACGAAUCCGUUCGAGCAUCAAUGUCUGCGUUGGAACCAUCACCUUUAGAGAAAAGGCUUUGCGAGGCAUUCGAUGUGUUUGAUACUGCAAAAGUCGGUGAAAUAGAUGUUAGUGAUUUAGGAACUAUUAUCAGAGCAUUAGGAUGUGUCAUUACCGAAGCAGAAUUGCAAGAGAUACAAGUUGAAGUGGAAGAUGUAGCAAACAAUUGUGUACCAUUAAACAGAUUCCUAGAAUAUAUGUGCAAAGCUAUAAACGAACGCAAAUUUAAGCCAGCCGAACCGGAGGAUUUGUUAAAAGCAUUUCAAUUAUUAGAUCCUGAAAAUCGGGGAUAUAUUAUGCGCGAUGUUUUAGAAAAAGCAAUGAUGGAAAUUGGAGAACCAUUUUCAGAAGAAGAAAUAGCUGAUAUGAUGGCCAUUGCGUGUGAUCCACAAACAAAAAAAAUCAAUUACGAACAUUACAUUAAUAUGCUAAUUGUGAAAAUACCUAAUGAAAUCAAUGUAUAUUCUAUUGUCGAUAAAAUGGACAUUGCUCUAUUAGAAGCUAUGCCGAAAAAACGUAGAUUGGAAAGCCUUCUUCAGAGCUUUCAGGACAUUAAACUUACUUGA
This is a messenger RNA of Colletes gigas, 609 nucleotides long. Its product is annotated as dynein regulatory complex protein 8-like. NCBI's taxonomy places the organism in Eukaryota, Metazoa, Arthropoda, Insecta, Hymenoptera, Colletidae. The record is from RefSeq and is a predicted model, not a curated record. The transcript has 4 exons. Gene Ontology annotation, molecular function: calcium ion binding. Bases 1 to 609 code for a protein of 202 amino acids.